Boeremia exigua is the source of this 1152-nucleotide messenger RNA. Its product is annotated as concanavalin A-like lectin/glucanase domain-containing protein. Bases 1 to 1152 code for a protein of 383 amino acids. Gene Ontology annotation, molecular function: hydrolase activity, hydrolyzing O-glycosyl compounds. Gene Ontology annotation, biological process: carbohydrate metabolic process. NCBI's taxonomy places the organism in Eukaryota, Fungi, Ascomycota, Dothideomycetes, Pleosporales, Didymellaceae. The transcript has 7 exons. The record is from RefSeq and is a predicted model, not a curated record.
AUGAUACGAAGGCGUGGCAGACGGCCCCGCGGAUAUGAGAGCUAUCUUCUGAUUGGAGAAUGUGAGAAGCCAUGGCUGAAAGAUCCACGCUGGAACCGAGCAAAGCGAAUCAACGAUGCCAUCAUGAUAUCCGGCUUGGUGCUUGAAGUGCUCACGAGCCUUUACUGCCUGAUCAUGGACGACCACUUCGAUACCAUCGACUCUGAAAAUUGGAGCUACGAGAUACAGACUGGUGGUUUUGGGACUGGCGAGUUCACUUGGGCGACGGACGACCCGCAGAACGCAUUCGUCGACUCUGAAGGUCUACAUAUCGUACCCACAUUGACGACUGAAGCCACCAAUAUCACCGACAUACAAAUCUUCCAUGGCUACGCUGUAAAUCUCACAGUGGCCGGUGGCGAUGGCACUUGCACAUCUGCAGACGUCGACAAGUGUUCCGUCAGAUCCAACAUGACACUUGGCCGCAUCAUUCCGCCAGUGCGAUCCGCGCGUCUCAUUACCAAAGGAAAGAAGAGCAUCAAAUACGGUCGAGUUGAGGUUGUCGCGAAGAUGCCAAAGGGAGAUUGGCUGUGGCCAGCUAUCUGGAUGAUGCCUGAAGACUCGGUCUAUGGCACAUGGCCCGCGUCUGGUGAGAUCGACAUCGCAGACCUGCGCGGAAAUGAUCGAAAGUAUCCUCGCGGCCGCGACCUGGUGACUACCACCCUGCAUUGGGGCCCUGGCCCCGAUCACGACGGCUACAUGUUAACGUACGAUACGUUCUUCUUCAAACGUGGAGAUUUCACGGACAGGUUCUUUACAUACGGAUUGGAAUGGAACAAAGACUACUUGUUCACGUACGAGAAGGGCAAAUUCCAGGGAACCGCAACCCACAACGGCACACUGUACACCAAUCCUUGGUCUGAAGCUAGCAACUCUAUCGCGCCUUUCGAUCAGAAGUUCUUUCUCAAUCUCAAAGUUGCAGUCGGUGCUCAAAACGGAUAUUUCUAUAACGGAAAGUUCAACAAACCCUGGAUAGAUGGUACCAUGCUUGCUGCAACUGAGUUUUGGAGGGCCAAAGACCAGUGGUUGCCUACUUGGGGUGAAGGGAACGAUCGUGGCAUGACGGUCAAAUCUGUCAAGAUGUGGCAGCAGUGCGAUGAGAAGUGGAUGUGA